AUGACGAAAGGCGGCAUAGCUAACGAUGUCUCGCAUCCCGCGAGCAACCAGGCCGAUAAAGCUCUUUCGGGUGCUUCCGGUGGCUUCAGCUGGUUUGGAGGACGCACAGAAAAGUAUGAGAGUGCCGCCGAUCUUUACACCCAGGCUGCGAACGCCUUUCGAUCACGGCCGCUGACGAACGGUGUUCACCCGCGAAUAGAUAAGGAAGCUGGCCAGGCCUUUGAGAAAGCAGCAAAAAUUCAGACGCAGAGCCUUAACGAGCCCGACGAUGCGGCCAAUACCCUCCAGGAAGCCUUCAAGGUCUACCGCAAGUCUGACCCAGAGGAUGCGGCCCGUGUUCUCUCCAGUGCGAUCCAGCACUAUGUUUUGCGCGGAAACUUGCGCCGCGCGGCGACUCAGCAGCAGUAUCUGGCCGAGGUUUACGAGGUUGAGCUGGGAGAUAUGAAGAAGGCGCUGGAUGCAUAUGAGAAGGCCGCGGAGUGGUUCGAGGGCGAUAAUGCAGAGGCUCUUGCAAACAAGCACUUCCUGAAGGUCGCAGAUUUGUCUGCGAUGAACGAGGACUACUACAAAGCCAUCAACAACUACGAGCGCAUUGCUCGCCAGUCCACAAACAACCAGCUGAUGAAGUGGUCGGUGAAAGAUUAUUUUUUGAAGGCCGGCAUCUGCCACCUUGCCACCAAGGAUCUGGUCGAAUCGAACCGCGCCCUCGAAUCAUACCGUGAAAUCGAUCCUACCUUCGCCUCAACCCGUGAGCACCAGCUGCUUGUGGAUCUACUCCAGGCCGUGGAGGCUGGUGAUCAGGAACAGUUCGCUGAUAAGCUGUUCCAGUUUGAUCAGCUCAGCAAGCUGGACAAGUGGAAGACUACUAUCUUGUUGCGAAUUAAGAACAGUAUCGAGGAGGCCGAGGAGGACUUUUCGUAG
This is a messenger RNA of Penicillium atrosanguineum, 921 nucleotides long. RefSeq names its product alpha-soluble NSF attachment protein SEC17 (gene sec17). The transcript has 4 exons. The coding region runs from base 1 to 921 and encodes 306 amino acids. Gene Ontology annotation, biological process: SNARE complex disassembly; intracellular protein transport. NCBI's taxonomy places the organism in Eukaryota, Fungi, Ascomycota, Eurotiomycetes, Eurotiales, Aspergillaceae. The record is from RefSeq and is a predicted model, not a curated record. Gene Ontology annotation, cellular component: SNARE complex; vacuolar membrane. Gene Ontology annotation, molecular function: soluble NSF attachment protein activity; syntaxin binding.